This is a messenger RNA of Daucus carota subsp. sativus, 856 nucleotides long. RefSeq names its product abscisic acid receptor PYL4. Bases 140 to 754 code for a protein of 204 amino acids. Gene Ontology annotation, biological process: abscisic acid-activated signaling pathway. Gene Ontology annotation, molecular function: protein phosphatase inhibitor activity; signaling receptor activity; abscisic acid binding. NCBI's taxonomy places the organism in Eukaryota, Viridiplantae, Streptophyta, Magnoliopsida, Apiales, Apiaceae. Gene Ontology annotation, cellular component: nucleus; cytoplasm. The transcript has a single exon. The record is from RefSeq and is a predicted model, not a curated record.
AACUUGCUUGUCGACUCUUUCUUUUCUCUCCACACAAUUAUAUACAAAUCUAAUCCACUCUAUAUAUAUAUAACAUCUCCAUCUCAAACCCAUCUAAGUUGAAGAAGAGAAAGCAAGCAAGAACCAAAUAUACGAGAAUAUGCCUUCUUCUCUCCAACUCCAAAGAAUCUACAACACAACCACCGAAUACAAAUUCCAAAAAAAAUCGAGCAAUAAUAAUUUGUGCACAAUUGUUCCGCCUCCUCUAGGGCUGCCGCAAGGAAUCGAACCCUACCACACUCACAUGAUCAGCUCGAAUCAAAGCUGUUCCUCCGUGGUCCAAAAAGUUUCCGCGCCUAUAUCGACCGUUUGGUCAAUUAUUCGAACCUUCGACACCCCGCAAAUCUACAAGCACUUCAUCAAGAGCUGCCACGUCAUCCACGGGGACGGAUCCGUGGGGAGUCUACGUGAGGUCCACGUGAUCUCGGGGCUCCCCGCGGUUUCGAGCAUCGAGAGGCUAGAUAUUCUCGACGAUGAGUGUCACAUUAUGAGUUUUAGCGUGGUGGGGGGUGAUCACCGGUUGAAUAAUUACCGGUCGGUGACGACGCUGCACGCGACGGAGAGCGGGGAGGGGACGGUGGUGGUGGAGUCGUAUGUGGUGGAUGUGCCGGAGGGGAAUACUAAGGAGGAGACUUGCGGGUUUGCGAAUACGAUUGUGACGUGUAAUUUACAUUCGUUGGCGAAGAUUGCUGAAAACUUGACUCAUAAGUCAUAAGUAAUUCACAUGCAGACUUUUUUUUGUUCUUCGGUAGUUUUUGAUUUGUAUGAAUGAGUUUAUUUGUUCAAUGGUUAUAAUGUAAAUAUGUAGUUUUUUUCA